Molecule: messenger RNA, 3888 nt
Organism: Homarus americanus (American lobster)
Lineage: Eukaryota; Metazoa; Arthropoda; Malacostraca; Decapoda; Nephropidae
Gene: par-6
Product: partitioning defective 6 homolog beta-like
Exons: 5
Coding region: 139-1086 (315 amino acids)
Biological process (GO): centrosome cycle
Molecular function (GO): protein binding
Source: RefSeq, a predicted model, not a curated record
UGUUCCUACUAGUGUUUGUGAAAUCCAAAACAAGAGUCAACCAGCAGCCGAAAAUGCGCUUUAAAAUGUAAAAAUCACCCAAUUUACCCAUAGUGGCGUUAUUUUGACCAACUGGACAAUACUACGAGUUAAUUGAAGAUGUCCAGGAGUUGUAAAGCGCAGACGAGAGCCACUCAGAGUACACUGAUAGAAGUUAAGAGUAAGUUUGAUGCAGAGUUCCGGCGCUUCAGUGUCGAGCGGGACAAGUAUGAAAAGCUGGAGGACUUCCGUAGUUUAGUUGAGGAACUACACAGAUUAGCCAACAUAGCCUUUGUGUUGGCCUACACAGACCCUCGUGAUGGUGACCUCCUUCCCAUCACCAAUGACGACAACUUCAGAAAGGCCCUCCAGUGUGCCCGUCCAUUACUCAAGAUCAUCGUCCAACACAAGGGGAGCUUGGAACACUUACCAAAUGGCUCCAACCAUAGAAUAUCCAGCAUUCUCUCACCAUUUGUAACGCAGCACCGGAACAAGUUAUCCAUAUCCUAUCCUCAAGAUUUCAGACAGGUGGCGGCCAUCAUCGACGUGGAUGUGGUGCCAGAGGUUUGUAGAAGAGUACGGCUACUGAAGCACGGGUCAGACAAGCCACUUGGGUUUUACAUCCGUGAUGGUACUAGUGUGAGAGUCACGCCCCAUGGCCUGGAGAGAGUCCCAGGUAUCUUUAUAUCCCGUCUGGUGCCUGGAGGGUUGGCCGAGAGCACCGGUCUCUUAGCAGUCAACGAUGAGGUUCUGGAGGUGAACGGGAUUGAAGUAAAUGGUAAAACCCUAGACCAGGUGACAGAUAUGAUGGUGGCCAACAGCAGCAACUUGAUCAUUACGGUAAAACCCGCCAACCAAAGGACACAGUCACACACUCCUCGUCGAGGUUCCUUUUCACGCAAUUCAGCCAUGUCGUCUGGAUCACAACAGUCACACCAGUCAGUCUCAGAUGAGGACCGCUAUGACCAGGAUGAGAUACGAGAUCUUACCGCUGGCGACUCCCUCACUGACGCCCCACUUACACAUGCCACGCAACCCUGUAAAGAUGAAGGAGUCUUGCAUCUUUAAUUUAAAUAAACUAUAUAUAUUUUUAGAUUGAUAUGUAGAUAUUCUUCUAAAACUUUCAAAUUAUCUGUACAAAAAUUUUUACUGAAAGUUGUUGAUCAUUACUGUAUUGGAAUUAAGAUCGAUUUGCUGUAUAGAUUUCGGGGAAUUGCAGAGUGACACCUUAAAAAGAAAUGUGAAAUUCAUAAAUUUUUUUCACCAUUGGAAUGAACAAAGGCAACUUUUGUGCGGCCUUUGUUUUGUCAUCAUCAACGGCGAUAUGUUUCAUCCCCAGCCCACCGUCACUGAUUGUUUGUUUUAUGAGAGAAUAAGCUUCACAUAAUCCACAAGUAUAAGUGCCUAUAGAUAAUCUGUAAUGUGUCUUUAUUCCAUUGCCUUAUGGGUUAAGGUAACAAUAAAUUAGUUAUAGUUUACUGUCCAGAAGAGAUAUUGCUGCAGGUUAAAUGAUCCUCAGACUAGGUGUUGUGGUAUUAUAACUGUGCCUUUAUGUGCAAAAUGUGAAUAUCAAAAGAGAAGUGACCACCUCCUACUUCACAAUGCUGUACAUACAUUCUCAUUGUUUACUCUCAAAUUCAAAGUAAUUCUCGUGUAUAAAAGGUGAGAAGAAAGUCUCGUAAUAAGUGAGUGUCGAACCAUGGUAAGAGUAUAUGUCUAGUUGUCCAGAUUUAGCAAGUUGCCAAGCAUGUUAGGAACACUGGCAGUAGCUGGGGUGUUUCCUCCUGCCACAUGCUGUAAAACCUGAGUAUGUUAAAUUUGGGAGUGAAAAUAUUGCUUUCUGAAGGGGUUCCAACUUAUAGGUGAGAUAAAACACAGGAAAAUAUUCUUGUCAGUCCUAAGAAGCUGAGAAAACUUGAUCCAUAAAAGGUUAGUUUGGUUGACACUGUACAGUAUGCCAAAAGGAAAUGCUGGUCAUAAAAGUUGUGUCAUUUACUGUUCAAUAAAUAAUGUAAUUGCUUAUCAUUAACAUUGUUUAUUAGUUUUAAAACUUCUUAGAAUGUCCGUUUUUAUAUCUAUAUCACCUCAGUAAUAUUUGACUGACAUUUACCUACAAUUAAUUUUAUAUUAAAAUAUUUUUCACUUAUGGUUCACUAGUACUGUGUUCAUGCUUUAACCACAGCUUUUAGAUCAAUUUUCUGGCAGAUUUAAAUUAAGUGGUGUUGUCAAAUCCCAGAAUAUUCUGAUGAAAAUUGUCCCCCCCCGACUGAUUUGUGGUCAAAUCCACUCUUACUCAGGUACUUACUGUAUAUUUUGGGAGGAGUCACAGGGAAAGGCUUAUGGACAACUUUUGACUAUUCUUAGGUGUCCAGUAAUGUACAAUUUCACUCUUGCUUUGGUGGUAGUGUCCAUUUUUUUUAGUUUGUUUUAGGAUUGUAUUACAUUCCAAAAUUCUUUCAACUUGCAGUUGUUGUUUUUAAGAAAAUGUAUAAUCAAUUCAGAUUAGCUUUAACUUGCUGCUAAGAUUUACUCCUUCUGUCAAUUGUAUAUACACUUUUGUGCACAUGGUACCUUUAAUGAGGUAGAGGAGACGUCAUUGUAUGUCUUCCACAUCUUGUAAUAUCUUUAUUGUGUUGCUAUGUUCACAUAUCUAAUGGUUGUCACUCAUCUUCCUUUUUUUUUAUUAAGAGAAGUAUUGGAACUAUAUGUGCACCCUGAAAGCCUCCAGCAGAAGGCUUCAUGUGCAUCCUGAAAACCUUCAGGAAAAUGUUUCGUUUGUGCACCAACUGCUGUGUUGACCACUGCGGUGAAUUCUUGUGCAUAUUUCAAACAAUCAUGUUCAUACAUAUACUGUAGUACUUAUCUUGAAUUUUCAGUUUUAUAGAAUAGUACGGCCAGGAUGGAUGGAAUCAUUUUAAGGCAACUAAAGUAUGGGAGGAGUCUCACAUACCCUGAAUCAGAUGGUGUUUACAUGCCCUACAGUGUACUGUACAGUAUACCUGUACACUGCUGGGAGUGUAUCUCACACACCCUUUGGUUUCCAGCUCAAUAAUGGCAGCUGCAACUGGCUUGGAUAAAGGAACUUUGAAUAUUAAUUAAAAGACUUUGAAAAAUUUAGUGAAUGGACCAGGAUGAAUGUUAAAGAAAGGGGGAAAUUUAUUCCAAGGUGUUAUUGGACUUAAAAGAUAAAUGCCAAAGAAGCUGAGUUAGUGUUGUGAGUGAGAACAUCAGGCCAGGGUUGGAAAGUUGCUAUGCUGUGAGAUGUUAAUUUGAGUUGUUUGGGUAAGUGUGAGAAUUUUUAGAACAUCAAGAGUAAAGCUGUAUUUCUACAUUCCGUCCCUAAUAAAGUGUAUUAUCGAUGCAAUAUAGAUAUAUUUUUCUCUCGAUUGAACACGUUGAUUUGUGGCGUUUAGUUAGCGGCCGGCAGCCUCAGGACUUGUAUGCCCUUGAUGGGGUCAGUUUGACUUCAUUGUUAUCUGGUGAUUAGUGCUAGUAUUGUUAACAUUACUAAAGUUGUUGUAGAUUAUUAUCAACUACCAUAAUGAUCUGGUGCGUCAUGUGGCGAGCAUUCAGCGUGCAUGAUCAGUGUUGCCAUCCAUUUAUAAUGGAGGAUUUUACUUCCAUAGUGAUAAAUAUAUAAGUGAACCUAUAAGCUACUCCUUGUUGAUUGUACUUAAAAAACAAUAAUAUUUAAGAAAAACUUGGAGUGCUGACAAUAGUUCAGAAGCAUUCCAAGAGACAAACAAUAUAUUCAGUAUAUUUUAAAAGUAUAUUGUGUCAUCAGCUCUUCCAUACACAGGUAUCUCUGUAUUGUGAUUAUGUUGCUGAUGUUUUUAUUUUAUUAUUUUACAAAAUACACUUCCUCAUAUA